This is a messenger RNA of Gadus chalcogrammus (walleye pollock), 2243 nucleotides long. It is a transcript of the gene rbm41, whose product is annotated as RNA binding motif protein 41. Gene Ontology annotation, cellular component: U12-type spliceosomal complex. Gene Ontology annotation, molecular function: U12 snRNA binding; pre-mRNA intronic binding. The coding region runs from base 354 to 1646 and encodes 430 amino acids. The transcript is spliced from 7 exons. Gene Ontology annotation, biological process: mRNA splicing, via spliceosome. The record is from RefSeq and is a predicted model, not a curated record. NCBI's taxonomy places the organism in Eukaryota, Metazoa, Chordata, Actinopteri, Gadiformes, Gadidae.
AGUCAGGGGCUUCUCCUUUUUUCUGCUGAUCUAUGAAAAUGUCAGUAUCCCCACUGAAGUGAUGAGAUUUGUUAACGACCCCCUCUGUGUGGACGUUGUGGGGGAGUUUGCAGUGACAACACGCUCUCAUCAAAAAUGUUUUGCUGCGCCUUAGUGGCCGAUGUAUUUCCCUGUAGGAUGUACUUGAUCACAUUUGCAAACUCAACCUAAUUCUUUGCCCCUAUAUGAUAUACUUCUCUGAUAGAUAACACUUUAUCGGUGCUCCAUGGUCUGGUCUGGUCUGCUUGAGGAAUGUCAUGUGACUACAUUUCCCAUGAUUCCUUGAUCUGUACCAGGAAAAACAAAACGGCAGCAUGCGAAGGGUGAGCCGCCAGGCGUGUGAGGACGGACCGCUGCUGGACUCCCAGGAGACGGAGGGCCAGAGGCAGCUCCACAGUCUCCUGGUCCAGCAGCUCCACACGGACGUAGACAUCGAUCGCCUGGUGGCCAAGCGGCGCUGCUUUGCCCCGGCUGCCCUCUACCGGCCCUUCGGGGAGCAGGCCAGCGGAGUGAGGAGCCUGUCCCAGUUCCAGGCCCUGCAGCACGGGGACCAGGAGCUGGCCAGCCUGCGAGAGCUGGGCCUCACCGACCCAGAGAUCCAUCUGUGGCUGAGCCGAGACGCCCCUGAGCUGACCGAGAAGAGCCACGGUGUGUGCGCGGCCCCUAGCGCCCGGCAGCAGCGCCUGCAGGUCAUCAGGGACAAGAUGGCGGCCCGGUCGGAGCUGCUGUCCCGUCCGCAGCGCUUCACCAACAGCCGGGCGCUGUCCCGGCGCGAGAUGGAGAUCGAGCAGGCGCUGUUCCACGGCAACGACCGCAUGGGCUUCCUCUCCGCGCUCUACCACCGCAAUCAGGAGAGUGAGGAGAGCCAGCAGGGGGCGCCGUCCACCUCCGACCCCAUGGACUCCGUCUACAGAGACGUCUUCAUCGAGGAGGGACGACCCGUGUCCCCCACGGGCCGGCAGGAGAACUCGCCCUAUCUAACCCCGGCCGACCAAUCACGGCGUUCCCUGACGAAGACCGACCAAUCGCAGGGCUCCGAACCGUCCCGACCGACGAGGAGCCCGUCCACCCCGUCGGAGCCCGGUCGUAACACAGCGGGUCGGGGCCCAACGCGAACGCACCACAAACCGCCGUCGGUUCCUCCGACGGAGCUGGAUAUCAGUCGGCCAAUCGGCAGCCUCUGUGCGGCGGGGCCUGACGGCGGCGUGCUGACGGUGCGAGGGGAUAUCGAGGUCGUCUCGGACGAGGACAUACGGGGGAACCGCGAGGCCGAGGAGGGGAUACGCGCCAUCCCCCGGUUCCAGAGCUACCGGCCUGGGGAACCCUCCAAGGUGCUGUGUGUGAAGAACCUCAGUGCGCAGGCGUCUGUGGCCCAGCUGGUGGCGCUGUUCUCCCGGUUCGAGGCGGAGGGCGGGCCAGCGCUGCGCUACCGCCUGCUGACGGGUCGCAUGAAGGGACAGGCCUUCAUCACGCUGCCAGACAUCGAAACGUCCCAGAAAGCUUUGGAGUUGAUCCACGGUUACAGGUUGCUAGGCAAGCCCCUGGUGAUUGAGUUUGGACGUGAACGGCGAGAGGAGGCGGGGCUACAGAAAGGAAGUACAACAUGACUUCCUGUUUAACAGAAAUGGACACUUAAAUUCAAGACAAACAACAUUUUUCUUGUUUAAUCUCUGUGCUGAACUGGGAAACCAGGCUGGUUGAACUGUGUUGGAUUGUACCAGAAACAAUCCAAGAGACAUCACCUCAUGUUGUGACAAUGUAUAAACUCUGUUUAAUAACUGCAGUAAUUAAACAUUAUUACGAACUCCUGAAGCUCCAGGCUGUUGACUUGACUGUUGGUUGAUCUGUAGGAGAAAAUAGAGUUGUCGUUCUUCAUUCACAUUCACUGUUUGAAUGAAUGUGAGUGGCCUACAAAAAUUGCAGCGUUGUCAGUUGCCAACAUUUCCAGGACAAUUAAAUAACAAACAUGCCCAAUAUUGAAGGCAAAGUUAAAGUCAGAAUUGUAGCUAUUUAGUUCAAGUUGUAGCUUUUUUAAUAGCCUCGACUAAUCAUUCUGUGAAUGUUUGUUUUAAUAAUCGAUCUGAAUUAAAUUAAGCUUAGCUCUGUGUAUUUGUAUGUGUUAGAGAGAGAGUGAAUGUUAUCUUAGUCUGACCUUGUAGACCUUCUAUCUCACCUAAUCAUUAAAUCACUCAAACACACACACA